Mizuhopecten yessoensis (Yesso scallop) is the source of this 2135-nucleotide messenger RNA. Its product is annotated as leucine-rich repeat-containing protein 71-like. Gene Ontology annotation, molecular function: protein binding. The transcript has 21 exons. Bases 303 to 2093 code for a protein of 596 amino acids. Lineage: Eukaryota; Metazoa; Mollusca; Bivalvia; Pectinida; Pectinidae. The record is from RefSeq and is a predicted model, not a curated record.
AGGCCGUUUGUGGUGUGGAGGAAUCGUAAAAGUCUGUGAAUGGAAAGAUAAUGGGAGAUAAGUAUUAAUGUGCUGACAGUACAGUGGGAUAACGUAUUAUUGGUUUACAGCAGAUACAAUGUGUACUGAUAUGUAAAUAAUUGGAUAAGAUGUUUUCUGAGGAGCAUGUUGUUACGAAAGUACGUACCGAGGCGUGUAGUGACGUCAUGAAAUAGCGAAGUGACGUAAUCGUCAUAUCCAUCCCUAACAUCCCAGAAAGUGCAUUGGUGUGGAUAGUACCAAGGGAAACAACUCUAUUGGGUAUGGCCUCUCUGGCGAAAGUCUCAUUUCAAGCAAUUGCAAACCGUGUGAAGAUGGGGAAGAAAGUGGAAAAAUCCCUGAAGGAGAAAAAUCAGUCUGCUGUCAGUCAAGAUGAGGACGAUCCAAAUAAAACUCCUGAGCCUUACAACUGCACGGGGAAUUUCCAGGCCGAUUUUACAGAGCUGUGCAAGAGAAACAAUAUGGCCGUCAUCCCACCGGUAGUUCACAGGGCGCGACCACCGACCUCACAGUCGCAGGUCGAAAGUUCAAAACCUGAGAAAGGCAAAGAAAAAGGCAAGACGAGUGCCCAACAGCAGCAGUCGGAGGCGGAGCCUGAUCCCGAGUUGUUGGAAGGUGAACCAGUUGAGCAACCACCUAAGACAUUUGUAUUGAAGGAGAAAUUUGAAUAUUUCAAACCAUCAGUCCAGGUAGAGAUGGAAAAUUACGACAAACCUGACACAGUCACAGAAAUCUUUAUACGAGGGUGGAAGAUAGAUGAGACAAUGAUGGCUACAUUUGCUCAGUGCUGGCCUGUCAUGGAGAAACUGCACACAAUCAAUCUGUGGAACACUGGUUUGGCGGGAGAGACGCUCACCAUGAUGGCUAACUGUAUCCCAAACAUCGUCAACCUCAGGACACUGAUAGUAGACGGCAACUGUGUGGAGGCUGAGAACUGGCAUGAACUCAUCAGUGAAGAAAGUCCGCUACAGAACUUGUCACUGCGACACUGUGGAAUCACAGACAAAGGGGCACAAUCUCUUGGUACAGCUAUAGGCUCGGUCAAAAAGGUCAACAUGAAACUCAUCUCCCUUAAUCUGGCGGGAAAUAUGAUCGGAGACCUGGGCGCAGAACACAUUGCCAUGGGUCUGCGGAUGAACAGGACUCUGAUGUCACUCUCACUCGCAUCCAAUCAAAUCAAAGAUAAAGGUGCCAUCAAGUUAGGGGAGGUCCUGUCAAGAUUUCCUCUCUCGCAUGAAGAAGUUGUAGAGCGACGGAAACAGUUCUCAGAAAAAGGUUCUCCGGAUAGAAACAAGUCGCCACCACCCAGCCGACGUGCUGAUUCGAAGGAUCGGCCAGGCAGUGUACGCAGUAGCUCUCAUGCUGAUAAGGACAAAAAGGCAGGGAAACCCUCCGGCAAAAAGAAGGAUGGUAAAGGUGGGAAAGAUGCUAAAGAAGAGGAGAAACAUGAUAAAACUAAAGGAGGGAAGAAAGAAAAGGAGGAGAAAGGAGGGCAGAAAAAAGAUUCCCGAGGAGGAAAAGGAUCUAUGCCAGAACGAGGUUCCCAACAACACGCCUUCUUACACAGAGCAGACAAAGGAUCUAGUGUCGGGGGGAGGAGCUCUGGAGAAACCACCAACAAAGCCUCCAUAGCGGCAGAUACAAAAACAGCGGGUAAAGGGAAAGGCAAGGGGAAGGACAAAGGAAAAGGUCCAGCUGUACAGGAAGUAGAGGACGCCGGAGCCUCCGACUUUGUAAACCCGCUGACUGAUGCGGCCGAUUUUAUAGAUGGACAACUGCUUGUGGCGGGGAACAGGGUUCUCAUCAACCUUAACUUGUCAAGGAACUGUAUCGGAGAACAUGGGCUAGCUGCUCUGCUGAAAGCGAUGCAGUACCAGACAACACUAACCCACGACAGUAAAAGUAGCGGUACCGGGCUGAUGAGGAUAGGAGUAUAUAAAAACAAAGUGUCGACAGACAGCGAGGUGCUGGCCAAGCUGACAGAGUUUAUGAUGCCCAAAGAUCCGUUCUACAAACCACCGCCACAGACACCGGACGGUGACUCCAACUCCUAACCUUAAAAACCAUGUGUACUGACUGCUAGAUUUCCGUCCAAC